Messenger RNA from Macaca mulatta (Rhesus monkey), 12740 nucleotides. RefSeq names its product trinucleotide repeat containing 18 (gene TNRC18). Lineage: Eukaryota; Metazoa; Chordata; Mammalia; Primates; Cercopithecidae. The record is from RefSeq and is a predicted model, not a curated record. Gene Ontology annotation, molecular function: chromatin binding.
GGGUGGGGCGCAUAAGAUGGCGGCUGGACCUGGUGGCCUAUGGCCUGUGCCCUAUGGCCGUGGCACCCAGGCCUGGUUUUUACAUUUAAAUGUGGCCCACCAUACUGGGGAGGGCGUUUCCCUGGACCCUGAACCCUUGUUAGGGAUGUCCUAGAGGCUCCCCUUUACGAAUGGAGGCACCUGGGCUGCACCCACUACUUCGCUUGGGAUCUGUCCUCCGCCCCAAGAUGGCUCCCAGUCGCUGUUUACUCAGCGACUGCGGGGACACCAGGGCGCGGGGCUGGGGAGCAGGCGGAGAUCAGGGCGCGUAUAGAUUGGCCUGGGCAGGCGGCCUCUCCGCGUAGCCCGCCCGCGCCCCCACGCAGUUGGCAUCCCUGGAAAACCAGCGUGGGCAGGAUGCAUCCUGGCCGCCCCCACCACCACCGCGUCCCCAGGCCCUGCGCCCUGGCCGGGCUCCGGUGGCUGCAGGGCCGCGCAAAUGUGGAAUGGGUGCCGGGGGCGGGUAUGGAAGGGGCCCGCGCGAGGGGGCUGGGCGCACAAAGCCCAGGCACCACGGCCCUAAUGAAAUACCGGCUGGGUUCGUCACGCUGCCGAGGCGCACACUUGAAAAAUGCAAACGCCAUUGGCAAAUCCAGGGCAAACAGGCAGAAUUUUUAUUAGCAACUAAAUGAUUUAUGGCACACGUACCCCGCCGUCACAAUUACGGCGUCUCGGAGCAUCCAGGGGGUGAAAACAUUAAACAUUUAUAAAAAUGGGCCUUUGUUUUUUUCUACUCCGCAACCCUUUGUUUUCCCCACCCCAACUCUCUCAAGAUAUACAUAUUUUUUCCUUGAGCUAUAUUAAAAUAAAGAAAAACAUUCCCCAAAUCCAGGGCAGGGUAAUGCGGUGGAGAAUUAGGGUCUGGGCUUGUAAUAUUGGUGGGCAAAGAGAGUGGAGAGGAAGCGAUGGGGCCUCGGGCGUGGGAGGGCUUAACUAGGAACACACAAGACCUCUGCGUAAGGCUCAAGGGCGCUCUGCGCCCCCACACACGGCCCCCUUCCCCCGCCUGGGCUUCCAGCAGCCCCGCGCAGCUCGACUGCGUUUAUUCGAUUCCUGCAGUCCCCUCCUCCCCUAAGGCACACAGACACAAUACCUCCUUUCUCUAACCCCCCUCUCCUCUCCGUCUUUGCUCCUGGCUGUCCCGGGGAUGCACCGGGCGCCUCUCGCCGCCCCGAAUGCCGAGGCCGCCACUGAGACCCGCACGGCCAGCUCCAAACGCGGACACCGUGGCUUGUUCCCCUCGGCUCCGGCUAUUUUCGUUCCUUUCUUUCCUUUUCACUCCUCCCUCCUCCCCAGCGGAGCUACAGCUUCCAAAAGAGGGCAGCCUAGAAACCAACGCAGGAAGCUCCAGGAAGGGCAACUUGAAACUGCCCUCAAGAGGCUGAACUUUUUUCCUCAAAUUUAUCCUGGAAUUAAAUUAGACACCCCCCAGUUCGUUCUCGAAGCCUCCCCCCACCUUUUUUUUUUCUAAAAGUGGAGAAAAGAAAAUAGAACGAAUGGGCACUAACGCGCUCAUUUUCCCCCCUCCCGAAAAGUUGCCUUAAAAAUUGAUUUAAAAAAACAGAACGGGCAAUGCGAAAACGCUGAGUCCGCAGCGCGGGGCGAAAAAGCGGGCUCCUCUUGUUUUAAUUAAAAUCUUAUCACCGCAGUUGCUCUUCGAGGCAGGAUUGGAAGGAUUUCUGCCCCUCCAAGCUUCCUUUCCAGGGUACGUAAUGCCUAGCCGGGCUCGGGGGCCUGCAGGGCUGCAGAGAGGGUGCGGGGGCCCCCAGGACAGUUCUGCUGGCGUGGUCCGCACUCUCUGCGCCCCCGGUCAGGUAGGUCGGCCGCGGGCAGCUCACGGCUACUCAACCCAGAAAGGAUUUUGCUGAAAGAGCAAAAUAAAAGUACAAAGUCUGGGGGAUUGGGGCUCCCUUCCCCCUACGGCCGCCGUGGCCAGCCAAGCACUUUUUGGGCUUGGCGGCUACUUCCUCUGAGCUCAACAGAUUUUUUUUUUCCCGGUCUCGCCCUCCCUGGAGGGGGCGCGGCGGAUGGAAGGCGAGAGAGGCCCCCAGCCAAGAGGUUUUUAAUAUUACACUUUAAUAGGUUUCAGAAGGCUCCGUGGAGAAAUGCUAAUAGGCUGAAAUGUCAGAAUCAAGAGGGAUUCAGUUCGCGCUCAGCCGAUCUAAUCCUUUUUUCUGCUCUGAUUUUUUUGUGGAGGGGGGGAAGGAGAGGGGAGCGCCCACGCAAAGAGGGACUUUGGGGAGGGGCGCGCUGUGCGAAGCGCCGCAGCCCCGGCCUGGGCCGAGCGGGGGGCGCGCCCCGAUCCGCGUUUCUAUAGGAACCCCUUUUAGAAGAUUAGAGACUCACCCGCUGCCCGCCGCCGCGGCCUCUCCAAAAUAUUAAUCAGUAACCAUCUGACACCGCGUUUCAGGGAGGGACCCGCAGGCCAGUGCUAGGAAAACGGCCUUCUCGCCUGCCCAUCCCACCCGACCGCGCUGCUGGGGCAGAGGGAAUGAAUCGCUGCUUUGUUUUAAAAGGAAGAAAAAAAACAAGGGAAAAAGCAGCCCUUGUCUGUUUCGGCGUCUCCACCGCGCGUACUAGAAGCGCACCCCAGGGGAGGUCGGGGCCCGGGACCCGGGGCGCGGGGUGCAGCCCGCCGGGCCCCAGGCCCUCCCCGGCUCGCUUGGCUUGUCACCUCCUCCUGCGAGCAGGAAGCUGACAGGCGGCCCAUUAAACCGCGCCUUGCAAAGCCCUGGAUUGCGGCGACAACCAUCUUCCUCUAUUUUGAUCACUCAGCCCAGACGCUGGGGGAGGGGGAAGGAAAAGGGAGGAGAAGGAGAAAGGAGGGAGGGGGGGUCCGAGCUGGUGGAGGGGGAGGGCUGCCUAGAAACGGCCCGGAAAAAUUCUCACCACCAGUUUUGAUCAUUCAGCCCCGCCGAGGGGAGCCUGGAAACUGCUGGAGCCCCUAGGUCCGUAAUUGGUUUUAUAGGAAUGGCUGUGGGCCAAGGUGUUUACAUGCGCGUGAUUGGCGGCGCGCGCGGCCAAUGCACGGCGGCCGGGGGCCGGGCUAGGGGGGGCGGGCGCCCGGGAACAAUGCGUGUUUCUUUGCCGGAGAGUGCUCCCCUCCCCCAACCCCCUCCAACCUCCCCCCCGCUGCCUUUUUUUUUUUUUUUUUUUUUUUUUUUUUAGAUCCAGCGAGAGGAACUUGAAAGGGGGGUUGUGUAAUGUACCUUUUCCAAUCCCGGGCUGUAUAUGGAGAUUUGGGAUUCUUUAAACCGGCGCUACCUGGAUUUUAUUAAAAAGCGGGGAGCUCGGCGGGAGGAAAGCUGGCUUUUCCGGGGGCUGCGGGAGCCGGGCCGCGGGAGGGCGGAGGAGUUGGCGCGCCGAGCGCUCGGCCCGGGGAGCGGUUUUCUACCAAAAAAAGGAAAGGCGGGCAAAAAGUGUGAGGCGGCUGCGGGUGGCGGAGGGGAGCGGCGGCCGCGGGAUGGCAGGCAGCACGGGCGCCUAGCUGCGCCGGGAGCCGGGGCCGCCACCGGAGUCGUUGUCGCCGGAGCCCGGAGCCGUGAACCCAGCCGCGCCAGACGCCGUGUGCGCCGCCUCGCGCAGCUCCGCCUGGCCGCCCGGAGGGGCCCCACCGCCGGCCGCCUGUGCGCCCCGGGCCGCGGGCCCGCCGCCGAGCGCAAGCCCCGCUGGCCGCCGCCAUGCACGCCGCGGAGCCCCCGCCGCCCGAGGACUCUGGGACUACGCCGAGGCCGGACUUUUAGGUCCCACUGAGCUAGGCCUGCGGGCCGGGUGGGGGGCUGGCCGCGGCACUCCCGCGGAGGAUGGAUGGCCGAGACUUCGGGCCCCAGCGGUCCGUGCACGGUCCCCCGCCGCCGCUGCUGUCCGGCUUGGCCAUGGACAGCCACCGCGUGGGCGCGGCCACUGCCGGACGCUUGCCCGCCUCGGGCUUGCCCGGCCCGCUGCCGCCUGGGAAGUACAUGGCUGGCCUGAAUCUCCAUCCGCACCCGGGCGAGGCCUUCUUGGGCAGUUUUGUGGCCAGCGGGAUGGGGCCCUCGGCCUCAUCCCAUGGGAGCCCGGUGCCACUGCCCUCUGACCUCUCCUUCCGCUCCCCAACCCCUAGCAACCUGCCCAUGGUGCAGCUGUGGGCCGCCCACGCCCAUGAAGGCUUCUCCCACCUGCCCAGCGGGCUGUACCCAUCCUACCUCCACCUGAGCCACCUGGAGCCCCCCAGCAGUGGGAGCCCCCUCCUCAGCCAGCUGGGUCAGCCCAGCAUUUUCGAUACCCAGAAAGGUCAGGGGCCAGGAGGAGACGGCUUCUACCUGCCCACCGCGGGGGCUCCGGGCGCCCUGCACUCUCACGCGCCCUCGGCCCGGACCCCUGGCGGCGGCCACUCCUCGGGCCCCCCUGCAAAAGGCUCGUCGUCGCGGGACGGUCCAGCCAAGGAGCGGGCGGGCCGCGGCGGGGAGCCGCCUCUGCUGUUCGGCAAGAAGGACCCGCGCGCCCGGGGCGAGGAGGCCUCGGGGCCACGCGGCGUGGUGGACCUGACCCAGGAGGCGCGUGCGGAGGGCCGCCAGGACCGGGGGCCCCCGCGCCUGGCUGAGCGCCUGUCGCCCUUCCUGACUGAGUCCAAGACCAAGAACGCGGCACUGCAGCCGUCGGUACUAACCAUGUGCAACGGCGGCGCCGGGGACGCGGGGCUGCCCGCGCUGGUGGCCGAAGCGGGGCGCGGGGGUGCUAAGGAGGCCGCCCGGCAGGACGAGGGCGCGCGGCUGCUGCGGCGCACGGAGACGCUGCUACCCGGGCCGCGCCCCUGCCCCUCGCCGCUGCCCCUGCCGCCUGCGCCCCCCAAGGGGCCUCCCGCACCCCCCGCGGCCACCCCCGCCGGUGUCUACACCGUCUUCCGCGAGCAGGGCCGUGAGCACCGCGUGGUGGCGCCCACCUUCGUGCCUUCUGUAGAGGUCUUCGACGAGCGCCCCGGGCCCAUCCAGAUCGCAUCCCAGGCGCGUGAUGCCCGGGCCCGCGAGCGUGAGGCUGGUAGACCAGGGGUCCUGCAGGCGCCCCCCGGCUCCCCGCGGCCUCUGGACCGGCCCGAGGGCCUGCGCGAGAAGAACUCGGUCAUCCGCUCGCUCAAGCGGCCGUCGCCUGCAGAUGCCCCCACGGUGCGGGCUGCACGCGCCUCCCCGGACCCCCGCGCUUACCUGCCUGCCAAGGAGCUGCUCAAGCCCGAGGCGGACCCGAGGCCCUGCGAGCGUGCGCCCCGCGGCCCAGCCGGUCCUGCAGCCCAACAGGCCGCCAAGCUCUUCGGCCUGGAGCCCGGGCGCCCCCCGCCCACCGGCCCUGAGCACAAAUGGAAACCCUUCGAGCUGGGCAACUUCGCCACCACGCAGAUGGCCGUGCUGGCUGCGCAGCACCACCACAGCCGCGCCGAAGAGGAGGCCGCCGUGGUCGCUGCCUCCUCCUCGAAGAAGGCCUACCUGGACCCUGGGGCUGUGCUGCCCCGCUCAGCGGCCACCUGCAGCCGGCCUAUCGCCGACAUGCACUCUACAGCCCACGGGCCUGGAGAGGCCUCUGCCAUGCAGAGCCUUAUAAAGUACAGUGGCAGUUUCGCCCGGGAGGCUGUGGCCGUGCGCCCUGGUGGCUGUGGCAAGAAGAGCCCUUUUGGAGGUUUGGGCACCAUGAAACCCGAGCCUGCGCCCACCUCUGCUGGUGCCCCCCGAGCCCAGGGCCGACUCCCACACUCUGGAGGCCCUGCAGCGGGUGGCAGCCGGCAGCUGAAGCGAGACCCGGAGAGGCCCGAGAGCGCCAAGGCUUUUGGGCGCGAGGGCUCUGGUGCCCAGGGUGAGGCAGAAGUGCGACACCCGCCCGUGGGCAUUGCAGUGGCUGUGGCCCGGCAGAAGGACAGUGGUGGCAGUGGCCGGCUGGGGCCUGGGCUGGCAGACCAGGACCGCUCUCUGUCGCUGAGUAAUGUCAAAGGACACGGCCGAGCAGAUGAGGACUGUGUGGAUGACCGGGCCAGACACCGGGAGGAACGGCUGCUCGGGGCGCGGCUGGACCGGGAUCAGGAGAAGCUGCUCAGAGAGAGUAAGGAGCUGGCUGACCUGGCCCGCCUGCACCCUACCAGCUGUGCUCCUAACGGCCUGAACCCCAACCUCAUGGUGACAGGGGGCCCGGCGCUGGCGGGCUCGGGUCGCUGGUCUGCCGACCCCGCAGCCCACCUGGCCACGCACCCCUGGUUACCCCGCUCGGGCAGCACAUCCAUGUGGCUCGCCGGACACCCCUACGGCUUGGGCCCCCCAUCUCUGCACCAGGGCAUGGCCCCUGCGUUCCCACCCGGCCUUGGAGGCUCCCUGCCAUCGGCCUACCAGUUUGUCAGGGACCCCCAGUCGGGCCAGCUGGUGGUCAUUCCCAGCGAUCACCUGCCUCACUUUGCGGAGCUGAUGGAGCGGGCCACCGUGCCACCCCUCUGGCCCGCCCUGUACCCGCCAGGCCGCAGCCCUCUGCACCAUGCACAGCAGCUGCAGCUCUUCUCGCAGCAGCACUUCCUGCGGCAGCAGGAGUUCCUGUACCUGCAGCAGCAGGCGGCCCAGGCCUUGGAACUGCAGAGGAGCGCCCAGCUGGUGCAGGAGCGGUUGAAGGCGCAGGAGCACCGGGCGGAGAUGGAAGAGAAGGGGAGCAAGCGGGGCUUGGAGGCUGCGGGCAAGGCUGGCCUGGCCACUGCUGGCCCCGGGCUGCUGCCGCGGAAGCCCCCCGGCCUGACCGCCGGCCCCGCGGGCACCUAUGGCAAGGCUGUGAGCCCGCCACCAUCACCCCGCGCAUCCCCUGUGGCUGCCCUGAAGGCCAAGGUCAUCCAGAAGCUGGAGGACGUGUCCAAGCCACCCACCUAUGCCUACCCCGCCACCCCCAGCUCCCACCCCACCAGCCCGCCGCCCGCUUCCCCGCCACCCACCCCAGGUAUCACCCGCAAGGAGGAGGCUCCCGAGAAUGUGGUCGAGAAGAAAGACUUGGAGUUGGAGAAGGAAGCCCCCAGCCCCUUCCAGGCCCUUUUCUCAGAUAUCCCGCCCAGGUACCCGUUCCAAGCCCUGCCACCACACUACGGGAGGCCCUACCCUUUCCUGCUGCAGCCCACGGCAGCCGCCGAUGCGGAUGGCCUGGCCCCCGACGUGCCGCUCCCGGCUGAUGGGCCCGAGCGCCUGGCACUCUCACCCGAAGACAAGCCCAUCCGCUUGUCGCCCUCCAAGAUCACAGAGCCGCUGCGGGAGGGCCCGGAGGAAGAACCGCUGGCUGAGCGGGAGGUGAAGGCAGAGGUGGAGGACAUGGACGAGGGCCCCACAGAACUGCCGCCUCUGGAGUCGCCACUGCCACUGCCCGCCGCGGAAGCCAUGGCUACCCCCAGCCCUACAGGGGGUUGUGGAGGUGGCCUGUUGGAGGCCCAGGCGCUGAGUGCCACUGGGCAGAGCUGCGCAGAGCCCUCCGAGUGCCCAGACUUUGUGGAGGGGCCUGAACCACGGGUGGAUUCCCCAGGCCGGACAGAACCCUGCACUGCCGCCCUGGACCUGGGGGUGCAGCUGACACCCGAGACGCUGGUGGAGGCCAAGGAGGAGCCGGUGGAGGUGCCUGUGGCGGUGCCCGUGGUGGAGGCAGUGCCCGAGGAAGGCCUGGCGCAAGUGGCACCAAGCGAGUCCCAGCCCACCCUAGAAAUGUCAGACUGUGACGUGCCCGCCGGGGAGGGACAGUGCCCGAGCCUGGAGCCCCAAGAGGCUGUGCCUGUGCCUGGCAGCACCUGCUACCUGGAAGAGGCAAGCUCUGACCAGUUCCUGCCCAGUCUAGAGGACCCACUGGCUGGCAUGAACGCCCUGGCGGCGGCUGCGGAGCUGCCCCAGGCCAGGCCUCUGCCCUCCCCGGGUGCUGCUGGAGCCCAGGCCUUGGAGAAGCUGGAAGCAGCUGAGAGCCUUGUCUUGGAGCAGAGCUUCCUGCACGGCAUCACCCUGCUGAGUGAGAUCGCAGAGCUGGAGCUGGAGAGGAGGAGCCAGGAGAUAGGUGUGGAGCGGGCCCUGGUGGCCCGGCCCUCACUGGAGAGUCUGCUGGCAGCGGGCAGCCACAUGCUGAGGGAGGUGCUGGAUGGGCCUGUAGUGGACCCGCUCAAGAACCUGCGGCUCCCGCGGGAGCUAAAGCCCAACAAGAAGUACAGCUGGAUGCGCAAGAAGGAGGAGCGGAUGUACGCCAUGAAGUCUUCCCUGGAGGACAUGGAUGCCCUGGAGCUGGACUUCCGGAUGCGGCUGGCCGAGGUCCAGCGCCAGUACAAGGAGAAGCAGCGUGAGCUGGUGAAGCUGCAGCGCCGCCGGGACUCCGAGGACAGGCGCGAGGAACCCCAUAGAAGCUUGGCACGCAGAGGCCCUGGCAGGCCGCGGAAACGGACCCACGCCCCGAGCACCCUGUCGCCCCCCCGCAAGAGAGGGAAGAGCGGCCACAGUAGCGGAAAGCUGAACAGCAAGUCUCUGCUGACAUCAGAUGACUAUGAGCUGGGAGCAGGGAUAAGAAAGAGACACAAGGGGUCUGAGGAGGAACAUGAUGCCCUCGUCGGAAUGGGGAAAGCCAGGGGGAGGAACCAGACUUGGGAUGAACAUGAGGCCUCGUCCGACUUCAUCAGUCAGCUAAAGAUUAAGAAGAAGAAGAUGGCCAGCGACCAGGAGCAGCUGGCAAGCAAGCUCGACAAGGCCCUCUCCCUCACCAAGCAGGACAAGUUGAAGUCGCCCUUCAAGUUUUCGGACAGUGCUGGGGGGAAAUCGAAAACUGGCGGGGGCUGCGGCAGGUACUUGACUCCUUACGACAGCCUGCUGGGGAAGGACAGGAAGGCGAUGGCCAAGGGCCUCGGCCUGUCUCUGAAAUCCUCCAGAGAAGGUAAACACAAAAGGGCCGCCAAAGCCAGGAAGAUGGAGGUGGGGUUCAAGGCCAGAGGCCAGCCCAAGUCGGCCCAUUCCCCGUUCGCCUCGGAAGUGAGCAGCUACUCUUACAAUACGGACUCAGAGGAAGACGAAGAAUUCCUGAAGGAGAGUGGCCCGCCCAAGGCCCCUCCAGCUAGAUCCAAACUGACGCCUUCUCUCCUGUGUGGCAUGGUGGCAAAGAACAGCAAGGCGGCUGGCGGCCCCAAGCUGACCAAGAGGGGCCUGGUGGCCCCCCGGACUCUGAAACCCAAGCCGGCCACCAGCAGGAAGCAGCCGUUUUGUUUGCUGCUUCGAGAGGCCGAGGCGCGUUCCUCCUUCAGCGACGACUCGGAGGAAUCGUUUGACCAAGAUGAGAGCUCGGAGGAGGAGGACGAGGAGGAGGAGCUCGAGGAGGAGGAUGAGGCCAGCGGCAGCGGCUAUAGGCUGGGUGCCCGGGAGCGGGCCCUGUCGCCGGGCCUGGAGGAGAGUGGGCUGGGCCUGCUGGCACGCUUUGCCGCCAGCGCCCUCCCCAGCCCCACGGUGGGCCCGUCCCUGUCUGUGGUACAGCUGGAGGCCAAGCAGAAGGCCCGGAAGAAAGAGGAGCGGCAGAGCCUGCUCGGAACAGAGUUCGAGUACACCGACUCGGAGAGCGAGGUCAAGGUGCGCAAGCGGUCGCCUGCGGGGCUCCUGCGGCCCAAGAAGGGACUGGGGGAACCGGGACCCUCCCUGGCCGCACCCACGCCUGGCGCCCGCGGCCCCGGCCCCAGCAGCCCGGACAAGGCCAAGCUGGCGGUGGAGAAGGGGCGCAAGGCCCGGAAGCUGCGGGGUCCCAAGGAGCCUGGCUUCGAGGCGGGGCCCGAGGCCAGCGACGACGACCUGUGGACGCGGCGCCGCAGCGAGCGCAUCUUCCUGCACGACGCCUCAGCUGCUGCACCAGCGCCCACCAGCACCGCGCCCGCCACCAAGGCCAGCCGCUGCGCCAAGGGCGGCCCCCUGAGCCCGCGCAAGGACACCGGGCGUGCAAAGGACAGGAAGGACCCCAGGAAGAAGAAGAAAGGGAAAGAGGCUGGGCCAGGAGCUGGGGUGCCGCCGCCCCGAGCUCCCGCCUUGCCCUCUGAGGCUAGGGCUCCUCACGCCAGCUCCCUGACCGCUGCCAAGAGGAGCAAGGCCAAGGCCAAAGGGAAGGAGGUGAAGAAGGAGAACCGCGGCAAGGGGGGCGCCGUGAGCAAGCUGAUGGAGAGCAUGGCGGCCGAGGAGGACUUUGAACCCAACCAGGACUCGAGCUUCUCGGAGGAUGAGCACCUACCGCGUGGCGGGGCCGUGGAGCGGCCGCUGACCCCGGCCCCUCGGUCCUGCAUCAUCGACAAGGACGAGCUGAAGGACGGCCUGCGUGUGCUCAUCCCCAUGGACGACAAGCUGCUAUAUGCCGGCCACGUGCAGACCGUGCACUCGCCAGACAUAUACCGCGUGGUGGUGGAGGGUGAGCGCGGAAACCGGCCUCACAUCUACUGUCUGGAGCAGCUGCUGCAGGAGGCGAUCAUCGAUGUGAGGCCAGCCUCCACUCGCUUCUUGCCACAAGGGACCAGGAUUGCAGCUUACUGGAGCCAGCAGUACCGCUGCCUCUAUCCAGGCACAGUGGUCCGAGGGUUACUGGACCUGGAGGACGAUGGGGACUUGAUCACUGUGGAGUUUGACGACGGAGAUACUGGCAGGAUCCCCCUCUCACACAUCCGCCUCCUGCCCCCCGACUAUAAGAUCCAAUGUGCUGAGCCAUCCCCAGCCCUCCUGGUGCCGAGUGCCAAGCGCCGUAGCCGGAAGACCAGCAAAGACACUGGGGAAGGCAAAGACGGUGGUACGACUGGGUCGGAGGAGCCAGGAGCCAAGGCCCGUGGGCGUGGGCGGAAACCCAGCGCCAAGGCCAAGGGUGACAGAGCCGCUACCCUGGAGGAGGGGAGCCCAACAGAUGAGGUCCCCAGUACCCCCUUAGCCCUGGAGCCGAGCAGCACCCCAGGUUCCAAGAAGAGUCCCCCAGAGCCUGUGGACAAGCGAGCCAAGACCCCCAAGGCGCGCCCAGCACCGCCACAGCCCAGCCCCGCGCCACCCGCCUUUACCAGCUGCCCAGCACCCGAGCCCUUUGGGGAGCUCCCAGCCCCUGCCUCCACCCUGGCCGCAGCACCCCUCAUCACCAUGCCCGCCACACGCCCCAAGCCCAAGAAGGCGCGGGCAGCCGAGGAAUCAGGUGCCAAAGGCCCUCGGAGGCCGGGGGAGGAGACUGAGUUGCUUGUCAAACUGGACCACGAGGGUGUCACGUCACCCAAAAGCAAGAAGGCUAAAGAGGCUCUGCUGCUCCGGGAGGACCCAGGGGCCGGGGGCUGGCAGGAGCCCAAGAGCCUCCUGAGCCUGGGCAGCUACCCCCAGGUGGCCGGCAGCAGCGAGCCCAAGGCACCCUGGCCCAAGGCCACGGAGGGGGACCUCGCCCAGGAGCCCGGGCCGGGGCUCACGUUCGAGGACUCUGGGAACCCCAAGAGCCCGGACAAGGCCCAGGCCGAGCAGGACGGGGCGGAAGAGUCCGAAAGCAGCAGCAGCAGUAGUGGCAGCAGCAGUAGCAGCAGCGGCUCGGAGACGGAAGGGGAGGAGGAAGGCGACAAGAAUGGGGACGGGGGCUGUGGCGCCGGGGGCCGUAACUGCAGCGCUGCCAGCUCCAGGGCAGCCUCACCGGCCUCCUCCUCCUCCUCCUCUUCCUCGUCCUCCUCUUCUUCCUCCUCCUCAUCCUCCUCUUCCUCCUCCUCCUCCUCUUCCUCAUCCUCCUCCUCCUCUUCCUCUUCAUCUUCCUCCUCUUCCUCCUCCUCCUCCUCUUCCUCGUCCUCAUCCUCGUCCUCCUCCUCCUCCUCUUCCUCUUCCUCCACCACAGACGAGGACUCUUCCUGCAGCUCAGACGAUGAGGCAGCCCCCGCCCCCACGGCUGGCCCUUCUGCACAGCCGGCGCUCCCCACCAAGGCCACCAAGCAGGCCGGCAAGGCGCGGCCCUCGGCCCACUCCCCAGGCAAGAAGGCGUCUGCGCCCCAGCCCCAGGCGCCUCCUCCGCAGCCCACACAGCCUCUGCAGCCCAAGGCUCAGGCCGGGGCCAAGAGCCGACCGAAGAAGAGAGAGGGCGUCCACCUCCCCACCACCAAGGAGCUGGCCAAGCGGCAGCGCCUGCCGUCCGUGGAGAACCGGCCCAAGAUCGCCGCCUUCCUGCCAGCCCGGCAGCUCUGGAAGUGGUUCGGCAAGCCCACCCAGCGGCGUGGCAUGAAGGGCAAGGCCCGCAAGCUCUUCUACAAGGCCAUCGUGCGCGGCAAGGAGAUGAUCCGCAUCGGGGACUGCGCCGUGUUCCUCUCCGCCGGCCGUCCCAACCUGCCCUACAUUGGCCGCAUCCAGAGCAUGUGGGAGUCGUGGGGCAACAACAUGGUGGUCCGAGUCAAGUGGUUCUACCACCCCGAGGAGACCAGCCCGGGCAAGCAGUUCCACCAGGGCCAGCACUGGGACCAGAAGUCCAGCCGCAGCCUCCCGGCGGCCCUGCGGGUCUCCAGCCAGAGGAAGGACUUCAUGGAGCGCGCGCUAUACCAGUCCUCACAUGUGGACGAGAAUGACGUGCAGACGGUGUCACACAAGUGCCUGGUGGUGGGCCUGGAGCAGUAUGAGCAGAUGCUGAAGACCAAGAAGUACCAGGACAGCGAGGGCCUGUACUACCUCGCGGGCACCUACGAGCCCACCACGGGCAUGAUCUUCUCCACGGAUGGUGUGCCCGUGCUCUGCUGA